Messenger RNA from Silurus meridionalis, 1232 nucleotides. RefSeq names its product proteasome activator subunit 3 interacting protein 1 (gene psme3ip1). Bases 204 to 980 code for a protein of 258 amino acids. NCBI's taxonomy places the organism in Eukaryota, Metazoa, Chordata, Actinopteri, Siluriformes, Siluridae. The transcript is spliced from 8 exons. Gene Ontology annotation, cellular component: nucleus. The record is from RefSeq and is a predicted model, not a curated record.
GGGUGGUAAAUAUCUACAUUUUCUGUCUAUUUCUGUUUGCGGGAAAAUAAUUCAGUUUUAUUUCUUAAAACCAGCCUACAACUUUUGAAGUAAAAUAUCCAAUAUAAUUCAGUUCAGCUCUGAUGCACAGAAUCUAUUCUUGAUGACUUCAUGAGCUACAUCCAGUUUUCCUCUCGAUAAAGUAGAUCACAUUAAGCACUGCCAUGGCGGAUGGGGUGGACCUGAGCCGAAAGUUUGUUUCAGAGUCGGAGUUGGAGGAGAAGAGGAAAAAGCGACAGGAGGAAUGGGAGAAAGUUCGCAAGCCAGAGGAUCCUGAAGUCGUCCCUGAGGAGGAGUAUGACCCUCGAUCCCUUUUCGAGAAGCUCCAAGAGCAGAAGGACAAGAAGCAAGAGGAAUAUGAGGAACAAUUCAAAUUCAAGAACAUGGUAAAAGGCUUGGAUGAGGACGAGGCCCACUUUCUGGACGAAGUGUCACGGCAGCAGUGCCUCGUCGAGAAGCAGAGGCGAGACGAGGAGAAAAAGGAGCUUCUGGAAUAUAGGAGUGCUUUGAAGAAACUGGCAUCCAGUGAGAGUCAAAAGAAGGAGCAGGAGAAAAAGGCUGCACCCAAACCACCAGAGCAAAAGACUAGCCACCUGUCUCAGGCACACCUGCUGGCUGGUGCGGUCAAGCGCCGCAGUUCCUCUCAGUCAUCAGAUAGCAGUAAGAAGCCGAGGGUGGAGGAGACGACGACAGCAGCAGCAGCAGAAACAACCGGCAAUGGCAGUCAGACAGAACAGGAAACAGGGGAGCAGAAACCGGUGCUUGAGCCAGGAGUUACACGAGGGGGCAUGCUCCACCGUCCUUCUGCAGCCAUGUGUGUGGGCAUCCUGCCAGGGCUCGGGGCCUACUCGGGCAGCAGCGACUCGGAGUCGAGCAGUGACAGCGAAGGUAGCGUGGAAGGAACCACACCUCCCAUAAAGUGCAACAGACUCUUCAGAUAGACACCCUGAUGAGCCAAACGGUCAUCCACAUUUAUUUCUCCCUUAUUACCUAUUAGUUCCUCCCCUGUUUUUGUCUUUUUAGCUGGGGGGGAAUCACACUUUCUUGAUUUCUUAACUCACUAUAAGCUCAGUAAUUUGCAGUGUCUCAGAUCUAAAAUCCGCCCCUCUAAAUGGGCAAAUUUAGCUUUCCAUGAGGUUUUUUUUCUCUCUUUAUCAAUUACCUUAAUACUAAUUAAAAGCUGCUUUGAGUAA